UUUUAAACGCGAUCAAUGAUCUCGAAAAAAAACUGAAGAUGUAACAUAAAUUUCACAAUUAGUCGUUGCUAUUGCGGAAUACUAAUCUCUACUUUUCCUGUGUGGUACAGUAUAUACAUGCUGUACGUGAUUCAUGCGCCGUUUCCGUCGUUCUGAGUUGUAUCUUCCGCCUCGCCGACCUUUCCACAUUGAGCCGUGGUGAGAAGUGUUCAGGUUGGGUUUCUACGAACAGGGAUCGAAAACCAUCACUAUGGCGGGAUUAUCAGUAACAGUCAUCUUGCUAGGUUUGCUCAACUCUGUGUUUUCGCAAAGAAUGUUCUAUAUCAUCGGAACUGCUGGAAAUGAGAAUAACACUUGUGGAGACAGCUUUACACUGGCGCCACGAUCCACAGAAAAUGUCACUCUGGUGGCCAAUGGACGACUACCUCGGGGAUUCUGUGAAGUCACAGUCGGAAUCAACAACUCACAACGAUGUAAACGACAAAUCUGUAUCCAAGGAGCUGGGACUUUAGACAACAUGGGUAUUAUUUUCCAAUUUACCCCCAUUCCAGGCUCAUUGACUGAGUAUCGAGGCCCAUCCUACACAGAACUAGAGAGGGAACGCUGCUUUGAUGCCUACUCGCUAUUUAUAAACAUAUCAGAACCAGCCUCUGUUGGCCAUGACUUUAACUUUCAGCUCUUCCUGCAUCCAUCUUGUAAUGACAGCAACAAUGGUGAUCAGAUAGCCUUGUCUAAUGCAGAUAGCCGUGCUUUAGAUACAUUGGCCGAAUUAGAGCGCGCAUGGACACUGACCACAGUAUACGGAGCGGUAACGGGAGUGUGUCUAGCUUUCUUCUUUCUUAUCAUUCUCUUCAUCACCUACUGCUACUACAGAUCUUAUCCCUACGGCAACAAGAAACGGGAAAAACAGAAAACUGCUAGCAAAAAAGAGGGAGCUACACCACAGAAAAAUAAGGGAAGAGAAAUGGAGGAAAUGAAACUACUGGAGCCUAAGGAUGCUGUGGGGGAUUCCUCAGGCCUGGGCUUAAAUGAAAAUGAUGUCAUAGACCUGGAGGAGGGCACCAGUCAAAAUAAGGAGGAACCAAAAAAGGAAGUAGAGGACACCUUAACAACGGAGAAGGAAACUGAGAAGGUGGAGGAAAACGAAGAAAAAAAUGUAGAAAAGAAAAUGGGAAAUGACUUUGUUAAUGUGGAUCUGGAAACACCAGGGGCUGACGAGUCUCAGAAGCCUGCUUCAUUAGACUCAGAUUAAUUAAAAAUUAACAUUAAAUAAUUAGGUUAAACAAUUCCUUUUUGCAGCAUGUGAAAUAAUUGUAUUUAAUAGACAUGUGACCCAGUGUCUGUAAGCGUAUAAAAGUAAGCAUCUAGAUUUAAAAAUUGACUAGAGUGUCAGAAUAUCUGUUGUUGUGAUUGUACUUGUAAACCAUAUGUGUAAAUGUUGAUUUGUGAAAUAGAAAAAGAAUGAAUUUUUGGAAGAAAUGAUAAAUACAGUGUUGAACUGGAA
This is a messenger RNA of Saccostrea cuccullata (small rock oyster), 1504 nucleotides long. RefSeq lists its product as uncharacterized. The transcript has 6 exons. Lineage: Eukaryota; Metazoa; Mollusca; Bivalvia; Ostreida; Ostreidae. The record is from RefSeq and is a predicted model, not a curated record. The coding region runs from base 251 to 1252 and encodes 333 amino acids.